CCCGCCGUACCCCCGUUACCAUAGUAGUAACAGCACAGACCGAGAUCGCAGCAAAGAAUAUAUUGACGUUUUCGUUGCAUAAAUUUCUGGAUCUUUCCUGUCUUUACUCGCCUUGGUUUUCUGCAGCACUGUGUUUUCAGGGAUUAUAUUCUUCCAUCUCCAGUUGCAACUAUAUCAGGGGGUUUUCUACAAUGGCUUAAUGGGUUUUAGGAUUGUACAGUAAGCAUGUCAGUAGUAAAGGUAUACCAGAGGGAACAAAAAGGCAAAGAGUUUGGCAGUUCGAUGGAGAAAAAGGAGCCUAGUAUAAGGAAUGUUCAUGCUCCAGAAACUCCUGUAAAGCUUCCGCCUCUACCAGCAAGGCCACAGCUGGUCUAUGUUAGAAGGCGCUCUGGACAUGAUACAGAAAUUAUUCAGGCCAGAAUUGAAACCGAAGAGGCUCGAGACCCAAUUUGUGCAAUUAUUACUGCCGCUACUUUCACAACCAAGAAUGGAGAUUCCAACAAUUCAAGCAUGCCAGUGGAUGACUGCAAGUAUUUGCACACUGCUGAUGUUUUUCAGAUAGAUUCCAACAAAAGUAUCUAUGACUUCGACGAAAAUUCUGCUGCUUCUGUUCAUGGUUCUCAGGCAAUUGGAGAUUCAGGAGAAGGUCUUUUUAAAGAAGGCUUUCAAUCUGUAAACCAUGAUCUCUUGUCCAUUCCAGACCUGGAGGAGAGUGAAAACAGCAAAGACCGGUCCUAUGAUAAAAAACAACAUGGUUUAAUCUCUCACAUGAAUGAUGAGAAGCUUGAUCGUAUCGAGUGCUCAAAGCCUGUUGAGCCAGUAAUGAUUUCGAUUCCAUUGCCGAAGAGAAGUGGGAACAAAAGACCAAACAAUGGCAUAGAUAAGAACAAAAAGCCAGCGAAGAAACCCGAAACGAAGAAGCAUAGAGCCAAAGUUGCUGUUGAAGGUAAACCGAAAAGAACUCCGAAAAAGAUGACAAAACCUUCAACUCCAAACGAGAAGAGGAAGUGUGUUAAAAAAACUCUUCCUAUCAGAAGAAGCCAAGAGAGUUCAGUGACAGAGGAUCAUAAAGAAGUUGCUGAAAUACCGAAGACGGAAAAUUUGCCAGUUGAUGACAAAAGGAUGGCUAUGGUUAGUAAUGUCAACCGUGACUUGAAAGAUGACAACAAGAUGGCUAUGGUUAGUAAUGUCAACCAUGAGUUGAAAGAUGACAACAGAUUGGGAUUAGAUUCAACUAUGCAAGAUGGCAUGGAUAAAAAAAGUGGAGCAAUGGUUUUGUUGAAUGGUUUUGACUUGGGGUUCGAUUCAAAUCAGAAUGAACUAAGAUGGAAUGUUCGUGCAUUGAGGUCUGUGGGAGAGUAUUGGCCGAAACCUGGUUGUCAUCAAUACAAUUCUUUACAGGCUUAUAAAAGGAUAUUUAAAGUAGACUCCUGUCUCAGUAAUAGCAGAAGGGUUGUGCCUAGUGUUCUUAAAAGAUGCAUGAAAAAAAGGAUGAAGAGGAGGCGGAAACUGAACAUGUUCAGUGCUUUAGGGUCGUCCGAUCACUUUAGGGGCCAUGUAAGAAAGAAAAGAUCUGAGAUGUUUACUCGAAGAGUCGAUUUCACUUCUCUCAUUGCAGGAUUCGCAGAGAUAGAUGAAGUUUUAGUGACAGCUCCUCGGGAUCAUAUAGCUGUUCUUGAAGAACAGGAGCUUCAAAUAACAGACAAAGUAAAGGGAGAAAACCUCGAAAGUCUAACAGAGGACUGCAUUGAGGUUGGGCUUUCUCUUGACAAGCUCUAAACAGUGAAUUUAAUGGAUUCCAAAGCAUAAAGCUCCCCUGAGAUGGUACCCUAUGCUGCAAAACCAAAGUUUCAGGAUGGUAAAAGCAAACAACGGGAGUAAAAAAUGAUGAAUCAAAUCACUGACGAAUCAAUAAAAGCUGGACCGAAAGCUUUCGAAGAAGAAAGUGGUGUUUUUCUCAAGACAGUUAAUCGUGCUGUAAUGAAUAAACUUGGCGAUCAACUACAGAAAUUAAGCACCAAACGACACUGGCUGGCUGGGUCCUUGCAGACGGAAAAGCAAACCGGAACAUAUGGUCGAUGGAACAACAUGCAGAAAGACCAGUGAGAUACAUGCUGUAGUUCCCUAUCAGGGCCGUGGCAGAGCAAAACAUGAAGUUGAUCUGGAUCCAGAGUCAUUGAGAAAGUGGAAUCAACUGUUGAAAAUAUAUAGUGGAGUGGAUGAAGAAAAAGAAGACGGGGAAAGGGAGCAAUGGUGGCGAAGAGAACUAUUAACUUUCCAAGGACGAAUAGAUCUAUUUAUUUCUCUGUUGCAUCAGGUUCUAGGUAUAUGACUAUAAUCUAUUGAAUUUGGAAGCUGAUCCCUGAUCAAUGAAUCAUGAAUUCGAUGAACAAUCUGAGAAUGCGCCGACAUCUGUCCACUUGACAAUAUUUUUAAUCUUCCGUCCUGUUGUUCAUUCAUGUCGUUUCCCGUAAAGAUCUAGAAGCUGAGCUAAUAAAUCAAUGCUGUUUUUGCAAUUUCUAAGAACAAAAAUCGGAAAGAACUUUCAACUGAUUAGUCAUAGCUUAUGUUGCUGUAUUAAAUUUAGACAGACAUUUAACUGUACGAUUGAAGGACACAUUGCAUGCUUCUCGGGUGAUAGGAGGUUCAAACAGUGGAAUGGUUCUGUUGUGGAGUCGGUGGUAGGAGUUCUCCUUACCCAAAAUGUUGCAGACCAUCUGUCGAAAAGCCUGUAUGCUCGCCAGGUGAACCGGUGCAAAGAAAGAGCGGGAAAGAAGGUAAUGAUGAAACUGAAAUAAAGAACAGAAGCCAGAAUGGGAAAGCAGCUUCUAAGGGAAGAAUAAAAUUGUUAAAGACAUGGUACUCAGUAGAAGGAAAAGGGGGAGUUUAGGAAAGAUCUAUUCUAGACCAAGAAGCAAGGAUCAAAUGGAUUCCGUGGAUUGGGAGGCAGUAAGACAAGCAGAAACUAGUGAAAUUGCAAACAUCAUCGAAGCACGUGGUCAGCAAACUAUUAUAGCAGGGAGACUCAAGGGAUUUCUAAAUAGAGUUGUGAAGAUGCAUAAAAACAUAGAUCUGGAAUGGUUACGAUAUGCUCCACCUGAUGAUGUGAAGGAAGUCCUGAUAUAGAUAUCUUUUACAAGAUGCCCAGCAAGUGAUUCGGUAUGACUUGCUUUCUCGUUAAGUUUUCCAAAUCUCUUCACUACGUUGCCAUCUACUUGUAGGGAUUACCUGUUGGAGUUCACUGGAAUGGGCUUGAAAAGCGUGGAAUGUGUACGACUUCUGUCUCUUCAACAUGUUGCCUUUCCAGUUGAUAUAAAUGUUGCUCGGACAGUUGUUCGUUUAGGUGCCCCCCCCCCCCCCCCCCGCCCCCCUGAAACCUCUCCCUGGAAGCCUUCAGCUCCACCUUAUAGAAGAGUUCCCGAUAUUGGAUAAAAUUCAGAAAUACCUCUGGCCCAUACUAUGCGUGCUUGACCAUAGAACACUGUAAUCCUGACCACUCUUUCCAUUUUAACUAUUUGUCUCACAAUUGUUUCUUCUCACAUUUGUUUCAUCAUAACCAAGAAACAAUUGCUGACUCCAUAUAUUAUCCAAGGCAGCUAUGAGCUGCACUAUCAUAUGAUAACCUUUGGAAAGCCUAGUGGAACUUCUAGUUCAUUGGAAACAACUGUGUUGUUACAAAUCCAAUGUCAGUUACCUUUUUAGAUGGCAACAGGACUACAGAAUCUGGUCCAAACGGUCACACUUGCAAACCCAUAGUUGAAGAGCCAAAAUCACCACUACAUGAACAAGAUAUUGAAGAUUUUUCGUGGAAUGAAUGUAUUGAAGAUGAAGAAAUCCCCACUAUCAAACUCAAUCAUGAAGAGUUCAAUCCAAAUGGGCAAAAGACUCCAUACAGCAGUUAUACGUCACCAGCUUUAGUUUCUGUGGGUGCUACUCCAUUGCCAGCACCUAAAAUGAAGUGUGUGAUCUCUUUGCGGACUGAACAUCAAGUGUAUGAACUUCCAGAUAAUCAUGACCUUCUGGUUUGGCUCGACAAAAGAGAAAAGGAUGAUUCAGUACCCUUCCUUCUCUCUAUAUGGCAAGCAGGUGAAACUCCAAAUUCAAGCCAGCCACCUGUGAAAUUAUGCAACUCACAAGGAUCACAACUCUGUGAUCAGAGAACAUGUUUUGCUUGUGAAGGUAUUUGAGAACAAAAGGCUGGUAUAGUUCGUGGAACAAUUUUGAUACCAUGCAGGAUAGCUAUGAAAGGAAGCUUUCCACUCAAUGGCACAUAUUUUCAAGUUAAUGAGGUGAGUAGACCCAAAGAGAAAAAAGGAAAGAGAGAGUUCCAGUCGCAGGAAUUUGAAGCCAUCAGCUAGCCUCUAAUAUAAAAGAGGUUCGAGCAUUCGAGCGCGAAACAGGUUCUCCGAAACGUCUUGCAAAGAGAUUCCACUGUGCACUAAGCAGGAUGGAGAAGAACGGAAGGAAAAGAGGUGGUGCUGAAACAGAUGACGCUAAAGCCAUCACUCUAAUGCCUGCCUUAUAGCGUGAACCAUUAAUUUGUGUUGGUUCUCUGAGCCUAAUUCUUGAACAUGUUGUCUUUAUGCAACAUAAACUACAGUCAUUAGUACUACUAAUCCGAAGUCUGUAUUAUCGGAGAAAUCAAAAUAUUUUACCCCAAUUCUCUACAACUCAUGAUCAAAAUGAUGGUUCUUCUGUCUUGAGAAUGG
Messenger RNA from Populus nigra (black poplar), 4709 nucleotides. RefSeq lists its product as uncharacterized. The transcript is spliced from 12 exons. Lineage: Eukaryota; Viridiplantae; Streptophyta; Magnoliopsida; Malpighiales; Salicaceae. The coding region runs from base 226 to 1779 and encodes 517 amino acids. The record is from RefSeq and is a predicted model, not a curated record.